UUUUUCUAUGCGUACCAAUUCCUUUGUCGCGUUUAUUGUCCCUACUCUAUUUUUCGAUUUAUUUUCCUUCUCUUUCUUAACGUUACGCUCAAAACCUCCUUGCCAAUUUUCGCUUGCCUGUCGGAAUAAUGUGCAGAUAUGUAAUAUUGCACUGCACAAGAAAAGAGAACUACAGUCGAAUAAGAGCGUGUGAAAAAUAAAACCAUAAUAGAUGGGAAAAAAGAAAAAGAAAAGAAAGGAAAGAUAAGUAAAAAACAAAACAACCAACCAAUUCAUUUAGGAGGAUACAUAUGUAUAUAUAUUGGUACGCAUUUACGAAUAUGAAACACAUUUCUUAGAAUCUGGAUACGUAUCGAGCACCGGGCUGGUAAAAUGAGAUCAGUUCAGAAGCUGUGUAUGAUUGUUUUCAUAUUUAUAACAGUAUCAUUUGUUGCAUUUGUAACAUUGAAAUUUCAAAAACACUGAAGAGAUGGAGAUAGCAUGGAGGAUAUCAUGGCCUCUUGGCAGAAACAGCCGAAUUCCAUUUACAGACCAGGAAUUUAUAGAAAGGAUUAAGCUUAAACUGAUAGGACCCUAUGAUCCUCAGACAAAAUUAAUAAAUGACUUGAAUAUAACAUUCACAACACCAAGCAUCAUUCAAAAUUCUACAGAAAUAUCCUCAAUUCAGGGAGACAUUUUCUCUUUUAAAAAGGAACUUCCAAAGAAUACCAUGAACCUUUCCAAUGAAAUCUCAGUAUUGACUGCAUAUUUCAAUUUAGGAUCCUUUGCAAAAGGCAGUCCUGGACAUCAGUAUACCCCAAAUAUCUAUUACAAAUGGAUGUCUGUAUUUGGCAACUUGACUAACAAUUUAAUUGUUUAUACAGAUGAUAAAAUUGCAUACAAAUAUUUCCAAAAAUUAAGGGAAAAGUUUCCUAAAGAGCGAACCAAAAUAUUUCUGAUAAACAAGAAAGAAUUGUGGUCAUUUCAGAUAGAAAAAAAUAUUUCUCAAAUAUAUAAACAACCUGGUUACCCAAAAUAUCUUCCCAAUACUGUUGUGCCUGGGUAUUCUUGUGCCAUGCAUGCAAAAUUUGAACUUCUUAAUCGGGUUAUAAGAAAGAACUAUUUUCAUACUAAAUACUUUAUGUGGUUAGAUAUUGGACUUUUUCGAAGUCUCCGUAAUGAUUCUAAAUUUAAAUUGAGAGUACCUACAGAUUUUAAUGAAGCUAAAGUUGCUUACAGCUAUGUAUAUGAUUUUAAAAAGGAUGUAACAUAUAAAGACAUUAUUUAUCACAACAUGGUGUGGGUAGGAGGUGCCAGCAAUCUUGGUAAAUAUGAUGUUUUGUACAAAUUUACUCAAGAGUAUUUGAACUUCCUUAACAAGUCUUUGUCCAUAAAACUAAUAAGUACAGAUCAACAGAUAUUAUAUGGAAUGUAUGUGGACAAACAUAAACCAGAAACAAAGCUUCAACUUUAUAAAUCAGGUUGGUUUAAAUUGGGUUAUGUAUGUUAUACAGUUGAAAAGACACCAACCUGAUGUGUACAUACAUGUGUAUAAAAUAAUCUGAAGAUAUCAACAUCUUGUUCACACACACACACACGCACACAAUUUAUCUUCCACUUGGGGCAUAAAUCACCUUUGUUCAGCAUUCUUGUUUUUACAGCUUUGUUCUUUCACAUUUCCUCUCUGUCUCUCUAUCUCUGCACACACACACAUAUAUAUAUAUAUAUAUAUAUAUAUAUAUAUAUAUAUAUAAGCGUUGGGCCUCACUGAGGCAAAGUGGCUCAGUUCCUUUCGAGUGAUGGGUCUCACGGAGGCAAUGACUUUUGGCAUUAUGUUGUGCUUGAGAAGAAAACCCAUCAAGCCAAACAAAAUCGCAGUCAUGGCAGAUACUGGUGUCAUGCAAAUGGCACCCAUUACACUCUCGGAGUG
Messenger RNA from Octopus sinensis (East Asian common octopus), 1909 nucleotides. RefSeq lists its product as uncharacterized. Bases 470 to 1513 code for a protein of 347 amino acids. The record is from RefSeq and is a predicted model, not a curated record. Lineage: Eukaryota; Metazoa; Mollusca; Cephalopoda; Octopoda; Octopodidae. The transcript has 5 exons.